AAUAACAAAGGUCAUUUGUCUGAGUACAGAACCCGGCAUUUGUUCCAUCAAAUAGUGACGGCGGUGCAGUAUAUCCAUUCCAAUGACUUGAGUCAUAGAGACCUGAAAUGUGAGAACAUUCUAUUGAAAGAUGAGCUGACUGUUCGUAUUACCGACUUCGGAUUCGCCAGAAGUUGCAGAGAUAAAUACACCAACCAACGCAUUCUAAGUGAUACAUUUUGUGGCAGUGCCGCCUAUGCUGCCCCUGAAAUACUACAGGGCCUACCAUAUAACCCAAAAAUGUACGAUGUCUGGUCAUUGGGUUGUAUUCUGUACAUUAUGCUGACCGCUAGAAUGCCAUACGAUGAUUCCAAUAUUACAAAAAUGUUGUAUGUACAAUUGCAUGCAAUUCUUUCAUUUCCAACCAAAUCUGAAUUCAAGAUAAGCCAUGAUAUGAAGAAAUUCAUUAUGCAUUUAUUGGAGCCAGAUGUUACCAGACGAGCAACCAUAAAUCAAGUAUAUACUGAAUUGACUCAGCUACCACCAAUAACACCUCAAAAUUGUGUCAAACCAAAAAAUUCUGUCCAGAAACUAACUGGGAAAAAAUCUAUAGGUCAAGCAGAAAUGGAUUAUUUACGGAUGAAAUUGAAGAAGUGUAAAAUUCCUCACAAUUUUUAGCUGGAAACUUCAGAAAUCACACAUUUUCUCCAAAAUUAUUAAACUGAUCUCAUGAUUCUCUCACAAUUUCAGCUGAAA
This is a messenger RNA of Nilaparvata lugens (brown planthopper), 735 nucleotides long. RefSeq names its product testis-specific serine/threonine-protein kinase 1-like. NCBI's taxonomy places the organism in Eukaryota, Metazoa, Arthropoda, Insecta, Hemiptera, Delphacidae. The annotation marks the transcript as partial. The transcript has a single exon. Gene Ontology annotation, biological process: cellular response to glucose starvation; protein phosphorylation; intracellular signal transduction. The record is from RefSeq and is a predicted model, not a curated record. Gene Ontology annotation, molecular function: ATP binding; protein serine/threonine kinase activity.